AUGUCGCGAGAAGUCGUUUUAGUAACUGGCUGUUCAAAAGGUGGGAUUGGUUUCCAUUUGUGCGAGCGUUUUGCGGAGCAGGGAUGCAUUGUGUAUGCAACGUCUCGUAGGCUGGAGACGAUGGACGGCUUCAAACAUUCAGUGGAAAAACGUGUCAUGGAUGUGACCAGCGAUGACGAUGUGAAACUCGUCGUACAGUCCAUCCUAGAAGAGCAGGGGAAAAUCAACAUCGUUGUGAAUAAUGCUGGUGUUCUGGCCAUCGGACCGUUGCUUGACGUAUCCUUAGAUCAGGCUGGAAACGCGUUUGAGAUCGAUACGUUCUCGAUCUUGCGGGUUGCACAGGCAGUCGCACCCUCUAUGGUGGAACGCAAGCAAGGGCUUAUCGUUAAUAUUGGAUCAAUUGCAGGAAAUAUCCCUAUUCCAUGGUAUGGAUUAUACUGCGCAGCUAAGGCGGCACUUCACGCGCUCAGCGAUACUCUGGCCAUGGAAUGUAAGCCUUUCGGUGUUAAAGUGAUUUUAGUGGCACCAGGGUGCAUUCAGUCAAAUAUUAGCACCAACCAAGCAGCCACACUUGAACUAUCUCCCACGUCCAUCUACAAGCCCUACUUCAAUCGAGUGUACGAACGCCUGCGUACCAAUCGAACCCAAGACCAAGGCAGCAUGCCUACUGAUGAAUUUGCACGACGUGUGGUUGCAAAGGUGAUGAGUCCCAAUCCUCCAACUUAUAUGUCACUUGGGACCAACUCGCGUCUUUUCGCAUUCUUCCACUGGCUCCCUCACUGGUUUGUCCUCUGGAUCCUGGGAUGGAAGCUAGUGUGGAGAAAGACCUGA
Messenger RNA from Suillus plorans, 831 nucleotides. RefSeq lists its product as uncharacterized. The record is from RefSeq and is a predicted model, not a curated record. Gene Ontology annotation, molecular function: oxidoreductase activity. The transcript has 4 exons. Gene Ontology annotation, cellular component: endoplasmic reticulum. Lineage: Eukaryota; Fungi; Basidiomycota; Agaricomycetes; Boletales; Suillaceae. The coding region runs from base 1 to 831 and encodes 276 amino acids.